This is a messenger RNA of Stegodyphus dumicola, 1299 nucleotides long. RefSeq names its product latrophilin Cirl-like. Gene Ontology annotation, biological process: cell surface receptor signaling pathway; G protein-coupled receptor signaling pathway. Gene Ontology annotation, cellular component: plasma membrane. NCBI's taxonomy places the organism in Eukaryota, Metazoa, Arthropoda, Arachnida, Araneae, Eresidae. The record is from RefSeq and is a predicted model, not a curated record. Gene Ontology annotation, molecular function: G protein-coupled receptor activity; carbohydrate binding.
GCUGCGCGUCUGCUACUUCACAGAGAAACGUACGCCUCCUGUGAAUGCCGUGUCUAGAAUAGUGUUUGCGCCGAGUGAAGAGCAGCUUUGUUUUUAAGGUGAUCGUCGUGUCGAGAAGACUCACUUCGGAUCGAGGACUGUCUCGGAUGUCCACAGAUACGGAUCAAGAUGUUUUCUACCCAGAUCUACAUCUACAUCGCUAUAUUUCUAUCCACAGCUGUAGUUAAUAAUGUUUCUUCGAAAAAUGCAGUUUCAUUUCCGCAUAUCUUAUUGAAGCCACCGCUAUUAUUAGACACUUCUGGCUAUACAACAACCUAUGCCUGUGAAGGGAAGAUUCUGAAUAUUAUUUGUGACACUGGCAUGAUUACUUUGGUUCGAGCAAAUUAUGGUCGAUUCAGUAUUAGUAUUUGCAAUGACCACGGCAAUCUGGAUUGGCGAGUCAACUGCAUGUCUCAUCACUCUUUUCCAAUAAUGCAGGAAAGAUGCAAUAUGAAACCGAACUGUAGUGUGAAUGUGUCAAGUGCCACUUUUCAUGAUCCUUGUCCUGGAACUCUUAAAUACUUGGAAGUACAGUAUAAGUGUGGAACUGAUCAAGCCACAAGUGAUUUUCCCUUCCUGAAGUCAACUCAUCCAUCAAAUGCUACAGAAGGACCCAUGUACACCAAAUUGCAGACGGUGACUUACCGAUCUGUUUCAUCCAGCUUCUUGCCUUCUUUGCCAUCUCUACCAGUGCGUACUUCUACGGUUUCACCUUACCACUUUUAUAACGCAUCUUUUACAAAAAAUAAGGAUGAUGUUUCUGUAGAACAUGGUAUGACUACUAAAACUACAGAAGCUGUUCCUACUCAGUUAUCUGUCACAACUUUGCAAGCAUCUACAAUAUUUACGACUGCAGUGUACUCAAGAGAUCAGUAUUGUUCCCCUACAUUUUCUCGCGGAAUAAACUGGGGAUGGACCAAAGCUGGUAACAGUGCCGAAGCAAAAUGCCCUGAUGGGGCAGCUGGCAUGGCGAAAUGGCAUUGUAAGUCUAAUCCUGUACACUGGAGUUCAGAAGAACCUGAUCUACUUGAAUGUCAUUCUCUGUGGCUUGAAAAUUUAAAAGAAAGGAUGGAAAAUGGUGACUCGAUCAUAAGCGUGACAUCUGAUAUGGCGCACAUGUCAUUCGCAAAACCUUUAUUCAGUGAGGAUCUGAAAACCAUUGCGCAAUUGAUUCAGGAAGCCUUGUAUAAAAGUGUGAAUAGUAUGGAGAAUUUCUUGGAUACAUGGCAUCGAUAUCGUGUGCUACGAGAACUUCUACAA